This is a messenger RNA of Histoplasma mississippiense, 558 nucleotides long. RefSeq lists its product with no specific name. The coding region runs from base 1 to 558 and encodes 185 amino acids. The transcript is spliced from 3 exons. Lineage: Eukaryota; Fungi; Ascomycota; Eurotiomycetes; Onygenales; Ajellomycetaceae. The record is from RefSeq and is a predicted model, not a curated record.
AUGGACAAGAAGGUCAUCCCAUCUUCCAGCAGCGACGACAGUAGCGACGACAGCGACCAGGCCACAACCACAGCCACAGCCCGAGCCCGGGAUGAAGCCCAAGCCGACAGCCCACACCGCGACGGCUACCUGGAAGCGCUGCUGCGGCGGCUUCGAAUUACGGAAUAUCGGCCCGUCGGGCUAUUAGAGGGCCUGGAGCGGCGGUUACAGGUUCAAAUCGUAGCGCAGCAGGUCAUGCAUGUGUGCCAUGUCGAGUCUGCUUGGGAUCGUAAUAGCAUUGGGAAUGGCCAAUGCAAAGCCCAGACAAUGGAGGACAAUUUGCUCCGCAUCAUGUGGAUCUUUGUAUCCUCGUUUGGACCUAUGCCGUGGUUUCGAACAUGUACACAAACAUCGUCAGCACCACAGCCGAUAAAACAGCAAUCCCAGCCGCUGCCUCCGGCCGAAAAGACCCCCACUGUGAUGACCAUGGACAAACAGAUGGAUGGGUUUCCUGUUCUUGAUGCAUUAUCACAUAACGGGGUUCAAGCUGGGGGAAAUCCGGGCCAGACUCGAUUAUAA